Molecule: messenger RNA, 1641 nt
Organism: Zingiber officinale
Lineage: Eukaryota; Viridiplantae; Streptophyta; Magnoliopsida; Zingiberales; Zingiberaceae
Product: DEAD-box ATP-dependent RNA helicase 58, chloroplastic-like
Exons: 11
Coding region: 470-1594 (374 amino acids)
Molecular function (GO): RNA binding; RNA helicase activity; ATP binding
Source: RefSeq, a predicted model, not a curated record
CGAUACGAACGCGAGUCGCACCAAAUAUGAGAUUGGAUUGGCUUAAUUGCUUACCCUCGCUCUCCUCUCCCGUUCGAAGCCGGCGAGCGGCGAUGGCGUCUUCCUGCGGCGUCGACACUGCAGCCUGGAGCCGCCGCAUCCUCCUCUUCUCUUCCCGAUCCCAAAAGACGCGCUGGGGUAGAUGCUCCUUGGGGUUCCCCUGCCGGCUAUUCUCCUUGUCCUCUGGUGCCGUUCCGUCGAACGCUUUGCCGGCGAUUUCUUGUGGAGGAGCGCGCUCUUCUAGGGAUCCUUAUUUGGAGACUCCUACGCUCCGUGAUCUUUGCCGCGGCAAAGUGCCGGAACACAUCUUGCAGAGGUUUUACGUACUCCAGUCUGGAUAGUGCGUAUAACAGCUGAUCGCUCAACUUACCAUUCGAUGAUUGAAUGCCAGGGCAGAAGAGAUUGGUUACACUCAACCUACUAAUGUUCAAUGUCUAUCCUUACCUCUUUUGCUGUCUGGAAGGGAUUGUGUUCUCCACGCUCAGGUUCUGGAAAAACAUUGGCCUAUCUUUUAGCAGUAUUUUCAGCCAUAGAUUUCACUAGGUCCUCUGUUCAAGCACUUAUAGUUGUGCCUUCUAGAGAACUUGGAAUUCAAGUUACAAAAGUGGUUAGAGUGCUCACUGCAAAGCCGGUUGGAUUUGAGAUGAUACAUACAUGUACAGUCAUGGCUUUGUUGGAUGGUGGUAUGUUGACAAGACAUAAGAGCUGGUUAAAGGCUGAACCUCCUCAAAUAGUGGUGGCCACUGUAGGGAGUUUGUGUCAAAUGAUUGAGAAGAACAUUCUUAAACUUGAAGCAAUGAGAAUUUUGGUUAUUGACGAGGUUGAUUUUAUGUUCCAUUCAUCUAAACAAGUGUACCCUCUUAGAAAGCUCUUGGGAUUGUAUUCAACAAUUGAUACUCGACAGACUGUGCUUGCUAGUGCAUCUAUUCCUCAGCACAAUCGGUUUCUUCAUGAUUGUGUACAGCAAAAGUGGACCAAGAAUGAUGUGGUUCACGUCCACGUGAACCCUGUGGAGCCCAUGCCAUCACAACUUCAUCACAAAUUUGUGAUUUGCAAAAAGAAAGAAAGACUAUUUAUUUUACAGUACUUGCUUAAGUGUGACUCACCAAAGUCGGGUAUAAUUUUUGUCAGCGAACAGUCUGAGAAAUCGAAAAGGCUAGGGCAUCCACCUCCAACUACUCUCGUCCUGGAUUUCCUACAAACUUCUUAUGAAGGAGACUUGAUGGUUUUUCUCUUAGAUGAUGACAUGGACUUCAAUGCUCGAGCGAGCUCCUUCUCGGAAAUUAGAGAAAAAGAGUAUCUUUUGGUCUCAACAGAUAUAUCUAGCAGAGGCUUCGACUUGCCGCAGACGACACAUAUCUACAAUUUCGAUCUACCAAGAAGUGCCAUUGAUUAUCUCCACCGAGCUGGACGAACGGGGCGAGAUCCCUUCUCUGAGAAUGUAUGCAGUGUCACUAGCCUUAUCACACAGGAGGAGCGAUUUGUGCUACAAAGGUUUGAGAACGAGUUGAUGUUUAAUUGUGAGGAGAUGUUCUUGGAAGCUGUUACGACUUGAAUAUCUUCAUAAUUCUCAGUGAGUAGUUAUUUGAUUUAAAGUUGAAA